ACUAGUUUUAAUUUAACACUUAUUUUUUUUAUUCAUGAACGAAUCUAGGAAGGAAAUCAUCAUUUGAUGAGCUACCUAUGAAUGUCAUCACAGUUCAUUUUCCAUUCAAUGCUUUAAAAGUUUUCACUUCUCUUACACAUAGUCCUACAUUUUUGUCUUGCCUUGCCUUGGAGGUGUUGCCUCCUCUGCCCAGGACAUACCCUUCUUUUUAAUAUCUUCUCUCUUUUAAGGCCAACAUCUUUGUCUUUUUAGCAUUCCUUUCAUCUUAUUAAAAUGUGUUUUUUCAUUUUGAUUUACUCAGCAUGCAUUCUAAAUUUCUAUGUUUCCAGUUCUUCCCUCUCUUUUUAGUUUUUUGAGUUUCCUUGAAUUUUUUAAACUUGAAAAAUAGUUGUGCUCUCUCCUACUUUUGGGUUCAUUUGAUCAAUUGUUCUAGUGAGUUUCCACAAUAAAGCUUUUCCUUUAAACAAAAAAUUAAGAUGCUACCGGUACUCUUUUAGAUGGGUUUCUAUUGCAGUAGUGACCAUGGUUCAUGUGCACAUUAUAGUGUGUGUGCAAAUAUAUCAGCCUUUUUGGAAGUUUCCAAGAAUAUUUUCCUGCUUUAGUUUGUUUUUAUUCACUUAAUAUUAAUUUCCCUAAUUAUAUUGUGUUAAAUUUGCUAAUCUAUUUUUUUUUCUUUUCAUUCUUUUCAGUUUGAUGUUUUCAGCUUCUUAUGAGAUUUUUAAUAUUUUCAUUCAUUUUAUAGUAGGUUUGCUUUUGGAUGGCAAAGCAUCCAGUCAGUCAGACUGUAAUUUGGUCAAGCUUGAAAUUUCUAGCUGCUUCUUUAUAAUUCAGUGUUGUGUUUCUCUCUUUUCAUAUGAUUUUUUACCUCUUUUUCUUUGAUGUCUUAUUUCACAUUCCAAGCCUUUAUUGUUUAAAAGUUUGAAUAAAACUUUUCCACAUGAGAGGCAUGUAAUUAUUUGUGUUGUUUUUUCUGCCAUCACAUAUCUUGGGCUCUGCAUUGCAGUGAUUUGCAGCUGAGUUGAGGAAUUUCAUGCAAUUUUGGGGAUUGUUUCGUGAUCAUUUACUAUGGAAAACUUAAACUUUGUAGUUUAACUAUAGUGAUGGUUAUAUUAGAUCUUCACAUCUGGCCAAGCCAAACUACAAUUUGGUAGUUUAGACCUAUCUUCUUCUUUCUUCUAUGUCUUCAUUUUCUUCUUCUUUCUGAUUUCAUGAGCAAUGUUCUUAGGAAAAAUUAUGGAAAUUUAUUGUUUCAUUUAGCAAUGUUUCUAUUUCUAU
Messenger RNA from Rubroshorea leprosula, 1275 nucleotides. The record is from the annotation of a GenBank genome assembly. Lineage: Eukaryota; Viridiplantae; Streptophyta; Magnoliopsida; Malvales; Dipterocarpaceae.